AUGGCUACCCCCAGUGUCCUUACCUUUGAUGCUGAGGGUCGUGCUGUUGACUUCGAGGUCUGGGUCGAUGACCUACAGCUCUUCCUACAGUGCGACAGGGCAGACGGACUCUCCCUGUUCGAUCUCACCUCUGGUGCCUCUCCUGCCCCGCCUGCUGAUGCUGACACCACUGUUCGCUCACAGUGGGCCACACGCGAUGCUGCUGCCCGUCUUGCUGUGCGUCGCCACUUACCGACCGCUGAGCGUGCGCACUUUAGUCAGUACAAGAGUGCUAAGACCUUGGACCACUUCCUCUCUGUUUGCCCCACCACACUCACCGUUGACCUCCUCGAGGAGCGCCUCCUGGUAGCUGAGAAGAGUAUAGUCGCUGUAGGAGCCUCUAGAGGUGACCCGUGUGCCCCUGUCUUUGAGGGGUGCUCCCCCUCCCCCCUUUUGCCCUCUGUUGCCUCUGCUGCUGCCGUCGACUUCGUUGGCACCGAGUCGGUCGGCGCUGCGUCUGCCCCUAGCGGGCGACGCCGCACCGGCAAGGGCAAGGGGGGCAAGGGCGCUGGAGGGGCUGGCGGGGGCGGUGGAGGUGGAGGUGGAGGAGGCGGAGGGAGUGGGGGUGGUGGUGGGAGUGGUGGCGGGGGUGGGGGCUUCGGUGGCGGCAGUGGAGGCGGAGGCGGCGGCGGCGGUGGCGGUGGGAGCGGAGGAGGAGGCGGUGGCGGUGGUGGCGGAGGUGGCGGCGGAGGAGGUGGAGCUAGUCGGGGUGGCUCUGCGCAGCGGGGCGGCUUAGGUGGUGGUCAGCGCCAGCAGCAGCAGCGCACUCGUGAGACCCCGUCCCCCCAGCAGCUUCGUGAGUGGUACGCUGGGCAUCAGCGAGGUGGGGGUACUGGUCCCUGUACCUACGUCCUCCGUACCGGCGACCGCGCUGGUGAGCAGUGCGGGGGCUCGCACUCCACCCAGCGCUGCUUCGGCCGCCUAACGGACGCUUGGCGUCACCAGUUCCCUGACGCCACUGAGAUCCCUCGCUGGGGAGAGCUGUCUAGGGCGGGGGUUGCUAUCUUUGAUCUUGACUAUGAUGCUAUUCUUGCUGCCAUGUAUGCUGUGUCUACUAGUGAUGAGGGUGACCUGUGUGUUCCGCCUGACCCGGGCAUUGAGGCUGCUGCUCUAGGUGCUGGUGAGGCUGCUGCUCUAGGUGCUAGUGCGUCUGCUGCCCCACGUGCUGGUGAGUCUGCUCUCUCAGGUACCACGUCGGCUCAGGCCUUACACACCUUCACCCUUGACUCGGGUGCUUCCCGCUCCUUCUUUCGAGACCGCACCACGCUUACGCCGCUUAGUCGGCCGGUUGCGGUCUCCCUGGCGGACCCCUCUGGGGGUCCUGUCCUUGCUCGCUUCUCCACUGUCUUACCGUGUCCGGCAUGUUAG
This is a messenger RNA of Closterium sp. NIES-65, 1407 nucleotides long. NCBI's taxonomy places the organism in Eukaryota, Viridiplantae, Streptophyta, Zygnematophyceae, Desmidiales, Closteriaceae. The record is from the annotation of a GenBank genome assembly.